This is a messenger RNA of Lolium perenne, 1077 nucleotides long. RefSeq lists its product as uncharacterized. Gene Ontology annotation, molecular function: DNA-binding transcription factor activity; DNA binding. The record is from RefSeq and is a predicted model, not a curated record. Gene Ontology annotation, biological process: ethylene-activated signaling pathway; regulation of DNA-templated transcription. Lineage: Eukaryota; Viridiplantae; Streptophyta; Magnoliopsida; Poales; Poaceae.
UGUAAUUAAGCUCGAUCGAUCAGGACAGGAAGCACACCAAGCACCACGUACUCACGCCCUACACAGUCACAAACAUGGACAUGGAUCAUCAUCAGAACCACGGCGACGCCAUGUACUACUACGCCGGCGACUACACGAGCGCCGCCGCUAAUCCCUCCUGCUCCUACUCCUCGACGGACUCAUUUCCAUUCGACUUGAGCAGAGGAGAGAUGAUCGACGCGGCGGAGGUGGAGCAGGCAAGAAGCCAGGCGGCGUCGUUCCGGCAUCAAAACUACACCAGCUGCAUGGGCGCCGCCAACCCCUCCAGCUCGGAGUCAUUCUCUUUCGACUCAAGCAGCGGCGAGAUGAUCAACGCGGUGGAGGUGGAGCCGGCAAGGAGACGGCGGGCGGCGUCGUACAUCGGCGUGCGCGCGCGGCCGUGGGGCAGGUUCGCGGCGGAGAUCCGGGACUCGACGCGGGGCGGCGCGCGCGUGUGGCUGGGAACCUUCGGCACCGCCGAGGCCGCCGCGAUGGCGUACGACCAGGCCGCGCUGUCCUCGCGCGGCGCGGCAACGCCACUCAACUUCCCCGUGGACCGCGUCGAGGAGUCGCUCCGCGCACUCGCGCUCGGCGCCACCGCCGGCUCCACGACGCCCACGGGCACCGGCGGCUCGCCCGUCCUGGCGCUCAAGCGGCGGCACUGCAAGAGGAAGAGGCGCAACAAGGCCGAGCUAGCGGCGGCGCGCAGGAAGAACAAGAGCGGUAGUGAAAUGGCCGAUGAGAAGCGGUUCAUUGUGGAGCUGGAGGACCUGGGAGCCGACUACCUGGAGGAGCUCCUCGUGAUCACCGACGACGCGCUUCAGCUUCAAGUACCAGCAGAUGCGUUUGUGCAGUGUGAUGAAUUGUUACAUACCCAGUCGAUCGUCUAAUCAUCAUCUUUAGCGUUGAGUGGAAACGCGUGCUAAAGAUUAUGCAAGAUUACUCCUAACAGUCGACACUUUCCAACUCUGAGUCUAACACGACUAUGCAAGAUUAUUAUUCCUAAUAACAUGAUAAUGACUAGAAACCUAUAUGAGAUGAAGAGUAGGAGCAUAAAUG